Messenger RNA from Aphanomyces astaci, 2465 nucleotides. RefSeq lists its product as hypothetical. Gene Ontology annotation, biological process: DNA replication; DNA replication initiation. The transcript is spliced from 6 exons. Gene Ontology annotation, cellular component: DNA replication preinitiation complex; nuclear origin of replication recognition complex; nuclear pre-replicative complex. Gene Ontology annotation, molecular function: DNA replication origin binding. The record is from RefSeq and is a predicted model, not a curated record. NCBI's taxonomy places the organism in Eukaryota, Oomycota, Saprolegniomycetes, Saprolegniales, Verrucalvaceae. Bases 18 to 2438 code for a protein of 806 amino acids.
UUGAGAUCGUCGUGGCGAUGAUGGACCACGUCGACUUGAGCACUGGCAUGACAUGGCAUCCGGCCGGGUCAUCGUCCUCCAAGAAGAGGAAGCAAGCGUCCGUAGCAACAUCAGCUGCAUCGUCACCUUCCUUGACGAACUUUGCGUUCCAAUGCGCGUUCGACACGACGCAGGCCGCGGUGAACUCGGUGCUGCAGAAAGCGAACCACGCAUGCUUCGACCAAGUACUCGACUCGUUCGUUGAACGUUCGAGCUCAUCCACGAACCCACACCUACUGCCUCUCCAGCCCUUUCCCGUGGCCGCCGUGAUCGCAGGCACCGACGCCGGUGCCGCCUCCAGUGGGCUGUGGACGGAUCCGUUGACCCGGCGACUCAAGCACCGGUUUCCGUUCGUCGUGGGUGUCCAGCGCCAGUUUACGAACGGACGACAGAUGCUCGAGUACGUGGCGAGCAUGGUGUUUGCCGAAGCUGCGAACCGGGUGUUGGAGGGCCAGUGGCUCCAGAUCGAGAUGCAGCGCCAGGAAAAGCAGCUGACGUCGCGGCGAUCGUACCGGCUUCCACCGCGAGUGCGACAUGGUGCAGACGUCCCUGUCAUCAAAUGGGACACCGUCGCAGCCAUCCUGCGCCAAGUUCACGACAUCGUGGCCCCCGUGAUGCAUCACUCCGACGACGUGACCAUCCAAGCCGAGAUGCUGCACAUGGAGCUGCAAAGCGCCGCGGAAGCGUCCAUCGCGGACUGCCGCGCCAAUUUUGACGCGGCGUGUGCGUGCAUGGACCGCCUGCUGGCCGAUUCGACCGACCGCAUCCAGUACCUGCGCAAAUUGGUAGGGCCUGACACAGCCACAGAACGCAAGCUACUGGAGCUCCACCAGUGGCUUGUGCGGCAGUACCUGAGUGUGGUAGAGCAUGAGCUCAAGCUCGAAGCCGUCGACACGAAACGAAGCCAACUGCGCCGACUCCUGCGCACGAUAGCCACCGCCCAUGCCACCGACCAACGAAGUGGCGCUGAAGACGAGAUCGGUACAGUACCGCCGCCGCUGUGCGUGCCAUCCGUGCUGGUGAUCGUAGACCAGUACGAAUCCAUGGACGACCGCAUGUUUGCCGACUUUUUGCACAUGUGGCGCGACCACUCGACGUCUUCGCUGCCACCGCUUCGCAUUGGGUUGGUGCUUGGGUUGAGCUCUCAGUUUUCGCCGGCGUACCGUCGCAUGUCCCCCGCGGUGGCGUCGAUGGUGUCGGUGGUUCCGUUCGUACUGGAAGACUCGUUUAAGAGCUUUGCUGACAUUUGCCAGACGCUGGUGCUGGCGUCGUUUCCUGUGACACUGUCAGGCGCUGUGUUUACGUACUUACACUCGACCUUUACCCAAACACACUCGAUCCAAGCGUUCCUUGCCGCGCUCAAGUUGAUCUUGUACCACCAUGCGACCCCAAACCCUUCAGACCCGUCGAUGGCGUCGAGCCUAGACCUCCACCGCGUCCUCGCGCUGUUCCCGCUGCCCCCGGAUGCUGCCGACGCCGCCCGACUUCCCGCCACCGUCAGAGCCUACGUCCAGUCGUUAAAUCUGUCGGAAUCGGCGGCACUCGCGGCCGAGAUCAACGGGGGAUUGAAUGCUGAGAACGAAUGUGUGGAGUCUGUGGUGGAGGAUGCAGUGGAGCGGGUGCGCCAGAGGAGGCUGCUGUGGCAGUGCAUGUGGACAUGCGUCGACAUGACGUGGCACAUGUGCACGACAUUUGAGCCGGAGUGGGCCAGUUUGGACGUCGCGGCGGUGGCGCUGGCGCUGGACGGCCACUUGAUGGGGUCAAUUGUGGCGCAGCACAUGCAGUCGUUCUUCCUACAUCAUGUGGGGGUACGGGCGUUACAUUCGUUGGUGUUGGAAUGGCGUCAAUGUGUCGCAAGAUUCGACAUGGAUGGAUGCGACGCGCCGGCGCUAGCGGACGUGGCGAGUGCGAUCCACGACAUGGUGGACGUGCUGGCGUUCGUGCAGGAGACGGCCGAGUCGGCUGAAACGGCGCAGAUGGUGCCCGAGGUGCGGCGAGACGUGUGGUCGCUGCUGAGUGUCCGGAUGCUGCCGUGGCUGGUUCCGGACGCGUCCCCCGUCGGCCGCGCGUGUUCAUUUGAUGACGUGGCAGUGCUGGAGCGGCACUUGUCCUCUCACAAGGAAACUGCCAUGGCGGAAGCAUUCGAGUCGGGUGCCAACAGAGCAUCAUGGGGCCGCGACAUGCAUGUCCUCCACGACUUUUAUAGACACACGGCGGGUAUGUGGAUCAAUGUGGCCGAGUGGCUCGAUGACUUUACCGCUCGGUGCAACUCCAAAAAGACAAAGAAGAAGGCGGUGCAUGCGCGGUUCCUACGAGGGGUCGCGGCGAUGCAAUACCUGGGGUUGGUGCGACGGGUGGGCAAGGGCGACGACUACGUCGAGAAGAUGAUGUUCCUGUAGUGGACGCAUAAUACAUGCCAGUACAUG